Molecule: messenger RNA, 1143 nt
Organism: Nasonia vitripennis (jewel wasp)
Lineage: Eukaryota; Metazoa; Arthropoda; Insecta; Hymenoptera; Pteromalidae
Exons: 2
Coding region: 210-854 (214 amino acids)
Source: RefSeq, a predicted model, not a curated record
AGCUGAUCUUGCGCGCGCCAGAGGAUUAUUUAAAUGCGUCACGUUGACAUAACCUCCUUCGCUUAUAUUUACGAUUUACUCGUAUAUCGCACAGUAGUGGUUUACGCAUAUGCUAGAUAGACGCAUUUAAAGUUCGGAGUCUAUUUUUCUUCCUUUGUUUUUCACCCAAUUUUUUUUUUUUUGAGUUUUAAUGUUUUGCAUCGAACGCAAUGCUCGUCGACUCACAGAACAACACCGACCGAAUACUCAAUCUAAAGACGGAGAAUGCGGCCAAUACGAGUCCAGUGAAAAAAUUGAAGGUCCAGGAGACAAAGUACCAGUGUGUGGUGUGUCAGUCGAACAAAAAUUCCUUGAGCGAGCUUCACUGGCAUCAGACUUACCAGCACUCAACCGAGGAACUCUCGCUGUCUGUCAUAGGCUGGAAAGGCUUAGUUAAGAUAGUUGGACCACCUUCUACCAAAGAGAAAGAGAAUAAUACUGAGCGUUCAAUCUGGAGUAGUUUCUCCAAGAAGCCUUCGCAGUUCUACUACUUGUCCAGCAGUAUUUUGCGUGUCAAGGAGAACCAACAACUAGGAAAUCUGGAGGCUCCAAUUGAUUGCAGCUUACCAUCGUCCCUGAAAGUGGAGAAGGAAGAGCCUAGUCCAGUUCAGUUGGAAGAGAAGGUAUCGUUGGACACCACUGUGAAGGAGGAAGAUACAAGCAUGUUCGAGAAGUGGGAAAAGGAACUCAACUGGAUGAAGCAGAUUAGUAUGGAGGACUUUGUAAGAAGUGCAAAUGACUUAUGCACGGAACUCGAACAAUAUAAAAGACUCACUGCUUUGAAAAAGCUUACAAAACGAAAGCAUGUUGUGUAAAGUGUAUUAUUAUUUUUUUUUAAGAUUUUAGUUAAUGAAAAACAUCAGUAAGUCAAUUUUCUUCAAAAUGACUUCCAUAAUAGAGUAUUAUUAUUUUUGCUGAGGUUUUUCUGAAGAAUAUUUGCUAUGUUACUUAUUUUUUACGAUCCCCUUAAAAAUAGGAUUGUUUUUUUUUAUUUAUGUAAAAUGAAAAUUAUAUUUAAAAAAUUAGGAUUUUUUGUUUGUACAACUUUUAACAAUGUUGAAAGACCAUUAUGUAAUGAAAAGUAAAAACAAAUUUUUUUUAAAA